Candidula unifasciata is the source of this 298-nucleotide messenger RNA. The record is from the annotation of a GenBank genome assembly. NCBI's taxonomy places the organism in Eukaryota, Metazoa, Mollusca, Gastropoda, Stylommatophora, Geomitridae.
AUCCAGUCAGUCUGUUCUGAUAGAAACAGUACAGCAGGAGAUCUCCAAGUUUACUGACUGUCAGGCAAUCACAGAUCUAAAAGACACAAUGACCAAAGCCAGGCUGUAUCAUAGUAAACUGCUCAGGCUGAGGAAAGAGAUGACAGACCUUCACGAGAAGUCUAAGAGACUAAAGAAACGAGCAUUGAAACUUCAGCAGCAGAAACAGAAAGAAGAGCUGACAAGGGCACAUAAUUUAGAGAAAGAACUUGAGAAAGAGAGAAUGCUGACAGCAAGAGUUGCCUCCAACCAUGAUUAG